Molecule: messenger RNA, 2406 nt
Organism: Moesziomyces aphidis
Lineage: Eukaryota; Fungi; Basidiomycota; Ustilaginomycetes; Ustilaginales; Ustilaginaceae
Source: the annotation of a GenBank genome assembly
AUGCGAUUCACUCGCAAGCUCGUUCGACAGCAGCCCUGGUGGCUGCUGGUCGGCGUGCUCGCCUUCUUCUUGCUCUCCUCUUUCACCACUGCAGCUCCCGCGCAGGCUCUCAUCCGCCGCGCCGACGAGGUUCAGCCAGCUGGUGCUUCACCGGCUGGUGGUCCGUCGACCAAUUCCCCUUCUGCGCCUGCUGCUGGCGGUGCCGCUCAGGCUGUCGAGGCUUCAGGACCCGCUCGAUGGAUCGCCGCGGGCAAGAGUGGUAUCGAACGACUUGGCGAAAACAUUGCUCGCUUGCGAACGAACACGGAAGAAAAGGCGGCUGCUCUCCGUCAAAAACUUGUCCGUGCCAAGGACGCCACUGUCAACGCUGCGGAUCGCACGGCUCAAUUCUUCAAGUCCGCACCCGCUCGAUCGAAAGAUGCCUAUUUCCGAUCCAAAGAGGCGAUCAAAGACUUCUCCCUCAAAGACAUUAUGUCAAGGCUCAUGGGCCGAUGGAGAACUCGUGAUCGCCCCGGUGAGACCCAGAUCGAUCCCAACUUCGUUUGGACGGACAGAGAGAUCAAAGCGAAUCUGGCGAGAUUCAAGCAGGUUCCACCCUCGUUCGAGGAGGAAGCAGCUCGACGCGCAAAGAUGAUACCUCGGCAGCGCGCCGGUCUCCGUGCGAUCCAGGAGGGCGUGCAAGUGACUCCCGAGAUGAUCAAGGAAGAAGAAGAGGCAGAUGCGAGGAGGCAAAACCAUCAGAAGCUCAUGGCUGAAGCCAUGGGGGAAGCCGAGAAGGAGCAUCCGCCUUCCUCUUCCGUCGCCUCUGGUGCUGCUGAUCUUGCAGGCAAGGCAAAGAAGACUCUGCAGGAAGGAGCUGGCAGCGUGGAAAAGGUCGUUGACGAGGCUAAGAGCAAGCUUCAUGUUCGCAAGCGCAGCCCUGCACCUGGCCCUGCUUCCGGAUGGACUCCAGUCAGCACUCUUCGCUACGAUGGUGCCGGCUACAACUUUGUUCGCAGGGUGGGUGGACCGCUGUACAUCUAUCCCGUGAACCUUCCUGGCAGUGGAGACGGUCCGUACAGGUGGGAGGAUCUGCCGAGCAGUCAUCAAGCGCAGCUGAAGAAGUCGGUCGAGAACCUCAAGAAGGCACAGGCCAACGGAUGGGCCCGAGCAGAGCACCACAUGGGCGUCUCGCCCACUCAGGGCAGUCGCAACGGCUUCUACCGGCUUCCUGGCUUCGCGAAGGACGAGAUCAUUGUCAAGCAGAGAGGAAACGACUUCCGUUUCGAGUAUUCGCAGGCGGGCCUCCUGCGCUCUUCCCGCAAGACGGUGCCGUUUAGUGAACUUCCGGAGCACCUCAAGCUGUAUGCAUCGAACUAUGUCGCCCGUCACCCCGACGUGCCUUGGGCUUCUGUGCUGCGCCGCCUCAGGAAGCGAGCACCUGCCGUCUCGAGCUCCGGAUGGCAGCAAGUUGAUUCCCUCCGAUACCCCGGAGCCGGCUACAACAUUGUUCGCUCGCGCAACAAAUUGCACUUUUACCCCGUCCUACCGGGCUCUGACCGAGCGGUUGUACCCAGGACCUGGGAAGAACUGCAUCGCGCGGAGCAGGAUGAGCUGCGCGCCUCGAUUAGCAAGAUCGACAAGGCGGUCAAGAAUGGUGGACGCAAUGCGGAGCAGCACAUCCAAGUCUCGCAGCACAUCGGGGAUCGCAACGGACUCUACACCACCCAGGGACGCAGUGCGCACACCAUUGCCGUCCUCAGGAAAGGCGACAAGUACAAGUUCGAGUAUCUCAAGCCAGGCGUCAUGUGGGACAGCCGUGUGCGAGUGCCGUUCGAAGAUCUGCCAAGCCAUCUCAAGACGUACGUCAAGUCGCUUGUGCAGGGUGCGCCCGACCUGCCGUGGGCAUCUGCCAUCGGUCGCCUGCGCCUGCAUAAGCGUGCUCCGCCCAACCAAGAGCCUCGCGUCGUCAACUACCCCGGCGAAACAAUUCGACUGAUGAAGGCUCGAGAUGGCACGUACGUGUUCCACAUGAUGCCUGCGCGAAUGGAUCAGGCUCCCCAGGUCAGGAGCUGGUCGCGUCUUCCCGACGAUGUCAAGGCUCACAUCCGCAGGAACAUGCGAAACGUCUACGACGUUGCCCACAGCCGAAUGUCGAUCGCCGAGGCUCGGGCUCGUCAGGUCCGCGUAGCCGAAAACUACGAGGACUUCAACAACGUGUACGCUCAUCCCAUUCGCAAGGCCGAGACGAUCCACAUCAUUCCUGAUAGCACCCACACCUACGUCUUCCAGAGGCAGGUCAACGGCCGUCUCCAGGCGCCCGUGCCCUACAACCAGCUCCCCGAGAACCUGCAAAGGUACCUUUGGAGCGAGGAUAGCAUUCGCAGCGUCAUCUCGUCUCUUGGCGGACACCGAUUCGGCAAGUAA